Molecule: messenger RNA, 5928 nt
Organism: Brassica rapa (field mustard)
Lineage: Eukaryota; Viridiplantae; Streptophyta; Magnoliopsida; Brassicales; Brassicaceae
Molecular function (GO): protein binding
Source: RefSeq, a predicted model, not a curated record
CUUUACGUGGUCUUUACGACGAAAUAUUCUCCUUCGCUUUUACGACGAAAUAAUUUCCUCGCUACGUUACGACGAAUUAGCGAGGAUAUAUGCGUUACGACAAACGUAUAACAACGAAACGGGUUCCUCGCUAAUUCCUCGUAACACUGCUUUUACGACGAAGUGACGAGGAAAACUGCCCUCGUAAAACUUUUGUUUUCUUGUAGUGCAUUGGAAUGGGGGGUCUCCACUUCAUGGAGCCCCAAUUUGAAAAAAAAAACUUAUAUACAUAUAAAUUUAUACUAUAUAAAACAUAAAAAUGUUAAAGAUAUUAAGUAAAAAUUAUAUUAUUAGAUAAAAUUUAUGAUUAUUCAUUUUAAAAAUAACCAUUUACAAAAUAAAAUAUAUAAUUUUUUUUUUAUUUUUACUAAAAAUUUGAUAAAAUUUCAAUUUUGUAUAGGACCUCCAUAACGUUAGGUCCGGCUCCCCGGCUCUGCUGUCCAGGUAAGUAGACCUUUUUUUUUACACAAGAAAGUUAUAAUUUAACUGUGCCUUCCAUCACAAGAAAGCAUUGCAUAUUGUUGCUGAUUGAUGACUAUAUUUAUGGUGUAAGUGUGUGUAGAUUAUUUGUAUAUUGGUUCCUAUAUGCACCUUCACUGUGUACUAGUAUUAAUACUUUCGAAGAGAUGUUUAUGAUCUUCAUCACGCCAUUCUCGGUGAGUUCAUUUCUACUACUAAUCAUAACUUCAUCUAUUGAAUUUCAAACCGAAAUACAUACAAUAUUUAUCAUUGAUCCGUGUGAUUACUAAUAUUUGUUAAUUACAAGGUAUCGCAUUCUCAUGUCUUGUGACUGGAGUCACCACGGACUCCAUCAAAGAUGCAGUCGAUUGGCCACGACCUAACUUCUUUUACCGAUGUUUUCCCGACGGUAAACCGGUAUGAAACAUAUCUAUCAAUCUAUUUAAUCAGUUUAUCAUGAUUUUUUAUACUUUUUCUUAUAAAUCUGAAAGGAAUGCAGAAAUUUGACCCGGAAACUAGGAUGUUGUACCAUGGAGUUAAAAAGAUAAUCAAAGAAGGUUACAAGAGUUUCCCUAGUGGUCACACUUCAUGUUAGUUUUAUAAAUCAUUACUAACUAGGUUGCAGCGAACUGUUUCCGGUCUAACUAAGAUGGUUAAGCACGUUAUAUGCAGGGUCAUUUGCUGGUUUAACAUUCUUGGCGUGUUACUUAUCGGGUAAAAUCAAAGUCUUUGACAGAAGGGGACAUGUGGCGAAGCUAUGCCUUGUGUUCUUACCGAUACUCGUCGCAGUUCUUAUCGGAAUAUCACGUGUCGACGACUAUUGGCACCAUUGGACCGACGUCUUCGCCGGAACGAUCAUCGGAACAUUUGUCGCUUCUUUCUCUUAUCUCCACUUUUUUUCCUUACCCAUUCGACGAAAAUGGUAGUAAACAUUAUUUAUACCGUGAUGUCACUGCUUUCUUGAAUCGAGAUCUUCAAGAUUAUGAAUUUUAUUUUACCAAAAGAAAAAGAUUAUGAAUUUUAACAGGGUGGGCCCCACAUGCAUAUUUUAGAAUGUUGGCUGAGAAGAGUGGUCUAGCCACGACAAUGACACACGGAGCGGUUCUCGAGUGAUGUUGGACGAAGACGUCGAGCCUGGUUCCACCUACUUUCCGCACGAUUGUAAUCGAGAAAGCACUAUUCUGAAUUUUAAAUAUUCCCUGCGCAUUUAUUAAUAGAUUCAUCUAUGUAAUUUUAACUAUAUAGUAUGUUUUAAUUACUGCCCCCCCCCCCCCCCCCCCCCCCCCCAAAGUGUAGUACAUAACUGUUGUUUAUGUUUGGUUAACAUUGGUUUAGUGGUUCCCUAAUUUCUUAUCUUGGGUUCAGAUUUCAACACUGGAUCCGUAAUAAUUAAUCAAAGUGAAUCUUCGUUCAAUUUGUAUAUUAUUUUAUAGUACUAGUUUUUAAACCGAUUGUCAGUGGUUUUCUAAAACCGGACUAAAAGCUGAACCGGAUAAUUUUUGGAUCAUAGUUCAAUAUGGUUCGACUGGAUCAAACCUGAUUCAAUAGUUUGGUUUAAUAUAUUUUAGUGUAUAAAUUUAAAAAUAAUGUUAGUAAAUGUGAUAUGUAAUUAAAAUAUAAAUGAAUUUAAACAUAAACAUUAUAAAUUAGUUUUAUGUUUAUAUAGAUAGUUUAUAGAUUUUUGAUGGUUUUAAUAGUUUUUAUAAGUUUAAUAACUUUGAGAUUCCAAUUUGGUUACGUGACCAGUUCAUUCUCGAACCAUUUAUUAAACCUAACUCAGUUAUGUAAUCGGUUCAUUGUCGAACGCAGCUCAACCAUCGAGCCGGUCCGGUUUUAAAAAUAAUGCCGAUUGUAUGGGGUCAAUCAGAGGUUAUGUGUCCUUAGAAUACGAUUGGCCAAUGAAAACAAAGUUGAAAUACAUUUCUAUAAAAUAUUUGAAAUGAACUAAUUAUGGAAAAGGCAAAUAAACCUUACGAAGAGUCAUAACGUUGUUCAAUGUUCAUGAUGGUGGCAACUGGCAACUGAAACGUCCGGUUGAAGUAAACCGGACACAGUCACCGAAGGUUAUCCACAUGGGUUCGGUUUUUCAUUUUUCCAUUAGUGCAGAUUCAUCCACCUUCUUCGAGGUCUAUUUCCUCUGAACAUUUUUUCUCUUCAUCUUUCUGUAACAAUGAACAAAUUUUAAAUUCCAUUUUUUUAUAAAUUAACAAGCAUAAAAUUAAGAUAUGGAUCGUUACAAUUUAUUUUUCAACGAAUAGUUUGUAAAUAGUCAAGAAUUAUUGACAUGAAUUUGUUAUUCUUUUCACAUCAACUUUCCGCAAACAAAUUGCAGCCAACUGUAAUGUUGGAACUUGUAGAGAAUUUAACCAUGUCAAAGGGUACAAAUUAAUCAUUUUAUAUUAAUCAUUCUAUACCAAAUUAAAUAGUACUACACAGCUUUCUAAAAAACACAAAUAUCGACACUACAUUUUGAUAAUUAAUGCCUAUAAAGAAAAGUUUCAUUAUAAGUUUCUCUAACUUGUUACAUUUUAUUUAUUUUGUGAUAAAUUUCAUAUAAAACAUAUAAUAUCCUAAAAUAUAUACAUUUUACUUCUUUUCCAGAUGCAAGACGAAUAUAAUUGAAUUGUAUAUAAGACAAACUAUAAAUUAUAUAUGUCGGUGCUGUAAGCAAAUUGUAUUCUCUUACUAGAUCUUGAAAAUCUUUUUUAUUUACCAAUUGCCGACAAAACUUAGAGAUCUUCAUAUAUUAAAACAGAGACUAAUCUUAAAGUUUCAGAAAAACUUUAAUUUAGAUUCGAGCAACCAGCUUUGGAGGUACUUUUUGUUGCCAUUACGUUAAUAAAAUAUGACGCUGGUACCAAAGUUAUACACAUGGGCUGUGAUCGAUCUAAUAUAAAAAGAUGGAGAAAGAGGCAGAGAGAUUGAAGAAGGUUGAGAGAAGCGUGAAAGAAAGGGAAUUAUUUUCCACUACUCUUUUUUUUCAAGAGGGAGAUAAAUAUUUUUCAAAAAAACUUAAUUUUUCUUUAUAUAAUUACAUUAUUUUAUUUUCUAAAAUCCUACAUAUCUGAUUUUGUCUUUGUCAACCUGGCUUAUAUUUGUUUCUUAUUAUUUGCAUCUAGGAUUAAAUCUUAAAUCUUCUAUUCUACCUUUUUAGAUUAUACAUAUUUGGUUUUGUUUUCAUCAAUCUGUAUAUUUGGUUAUUAUAUUAUUUACAUGUAUAGUUAAACGUUUGCUUACUAAAAUGAACUAUUAAUUCGAAUUUGAAUAGAUUUAUCAAUAUAUAAAGGGAUCCGUUUUAACUAACCUAUCCGUUGAAAAUGGAGACGCCACUCCCACCUAUGUCGCAUCUAGCUUCAAAUCUUACGUCAACCACAGUUGUCUCAACUACCAUCGAUGGAUCCCCACGCGCCGUUGCCAUUGAUACCGGAGGAAACAUGGAGCCCCUGGCGGCCGUUCCCGACGCAAAGCUACGCCUCAUGUGCAGCUUCGGUGGCCACAUCAUGCCUCGUCCCCAUGACAAGGCCCUAACGUACUCUAGUGGCGAGACGCGUCUUGUGGUUAUUGAUCGACGCGCUUCACUGGCCUCGCUAAGAUCUCGUCUCUCUAGUAUGCUCCUCAACGGCCGGUCUUUCACGCUCAAGUACCAGCUCCCUAGCGAAGAUCUUGACUCACUCGUCACCAUCACUACCGAUGAAGAUCUUGAGAACAUGAUUGAGGAGUAUGAUCGUGCGACGUCGUCAGCUACGGCGGCUGCCACGCAACGGAUCAGGCUGUUUCUUUUCGCGAACAAGCUUGAGACGGCUGCUACCAUGGGGUCUCUUCUUGAUAGUGCGAAGUCGGAGACAUGGUUUGUUAAUGCUUUGAACCAAUCCGGUUUGCUUCCUCGUGGCUUGUCGGACUCAGCCGCGGUGAACAACAACUUGGUGAAUCUUGACGAGGUAGGUGAAGGUGAAGCUGAAGUUCAAAAAAUAGGAGCGGAUGAGGGUUGCGUGAACAACAAGCAAGGAGGUUAUGUGACAAACGGUGUGAUCUCUCAUCAGGAGAUGCAUAUGAGUUCGAUGCCUGACUCGCCUAUGAUGGAACCUGCCGGUGGUUCUUCGAUAGGAUCGUCCUCUUCCUCUCCUUCCACAGCCAACUUGCCACCGAUCCGCGUUAGAGUCAGUGAAGACCAGAGGAUGGAACAACAGUUUGCUCAAAUGAGCUUCACAAACGUGGACGGUCAGAGGAAUAUGGAAGAUGGCGCUGGCUUGGUGGCAAAUAGGCCAAUGAUGACCGAUUCUGCGAUGGUGCAUAACAACAACACACCUAUUGAUGGUGCUACUGUUGCUGCUGCCGCUAUGAGCAAUGGCCAGGUUUCACCACAUGACGAUCGAUCCGAUCCAGGUAUGAUGGCUGGAUAUAGGAAGCCACCUUUGCCGAUGCAGCCAGUGGCGAUCCCACAGCGAGGUGCGGGUGGGUAUGGCUUGACAUCUCCUGAUUCUGUUGCAAGUGAUACUAGCAUAUCUUCUGCUACUUCAUUUUCGAAGCCGGUGUACUACCAAGACCAAGCUCCAACUAUGCUAAGAGCCCCGGUAACACAGCCUGAAAUUACUCCGGUCCAAACUAGCCACGGCAUACCUCAGCAUGAACCCACUUCAGCCCAAACCACAUCGCACGUCCUAUCUCAGCCAAGUACAUACACAACUUUGGACCAACAACACCAACCUCCGGUUCAACAACCUUUCUUACACCAAGGUGUUCAAUACAUUCCUCAUCCAUCACAAUACAUCCCGGUUUACCCUCAUCAGCAGCAAAACUACCCAGUUUACGUGAUGUCUGUCCCGCAAUCUCAGCAAUAUGUUCCAGCUGGAACUCCUCCGCUCUAUCCAAACUCAGCACCUGCCACAAACCCAAGACCUGAAGUAGCUCAAAACGUUUACCGGUCCCCUAUAUCACAGAAUCCUCAGGUUCAGCAGCAACAACAACAGACUCAACAUCAUUACAUGGGUUACGCAGGAGGUUCUCAACACAACACAAACGCAAAUCCUAACUACAGUACUGGAGCGUACGAGUACACACAUCCGCCAAACGAGACAAUGUAUUACCAUGCACAACGUCUCCCCACCAACAAUGCUAUUCCGUUAGCUUCUCCGUAUCAAAGCAUGACACCAGCCGCAGCCGCAGCUGCUUUAGCUGAUAUGUCUAAGCAGAUGAGUCUUGCUAGUGACAAAGAGCAACAACAACAUAUGGCUUCGUCUCAACCGCUCUAAGCAUUGACCAGUUAGACAAUGGAUUAUGUUUUUUUUUCUUUACUUAAUACGUAUAACGUCGAGUUCCUUCUCAUGAGAUAUAAAUAUAGACUUUUUAUUAUAUCGUUUUGUAAAGUAUUUUAGUUAUUGUUAUAAUUAAUGUCUAUUUCUGUUUUUUUUUUAAAUAAAAUUUGUUGGAUGA